Messenger RNA from Glycine soja, 465 nucleotides. RefSeq lists its product as uncharacterized. The record is from RefSeq and is a predicted model, not a curated record. The transcript is spliced from 2 exons. The coding region runs from base 1 to 465 and encodes 154 amino acids. NCBI's taxonomy places the organism in Eukaryota, Viridiplantae, Streptophyta, Magnoliopsida, Fabales, Fabaceae.
AUGUGUCCUCCUCCGUCAAAGGUCAACACUAAAGGUGCACCAAAGAAACCGAUGAACAGAAACCAAAGAUCCACAAAGCAUGAUCCGUCUUAUUGGGAGUAUGUUGAUGCUUUCCAUUCUGUUCAAAACAGCAACUCUUCAGUGAAACGUAGUGCAUCAUCUUCUGACCCGCCGAAACCAACAAGGAUCAUCCCGAUGUUGGAUCAAUUUGAGCCAUUUAUACAAGGUUUCAUUGACAACAUUGUGGAUGUGAAAGCUAACGGUAACUGUGGAUAUCGGUCCAUUGCCGCUUUAUUAGUUGUGGGCAAAGAUUCUUUGUCGUUGGUGCACAACGAAUUGAUUAAAGAACUUGGCAAAUGGUCGCAUGACUAUAUCAACCUCUUUUGUGGCACAGAGGGAUUUGAAGAAUUAAGGUUGUCCUUACUUGUUGAUGGGUUUUCCAAGCUUGACACCACAUUGGUUUAG